Molecule: messenger RNA, 1926 nt
Organism: Spodoptera littoralis (African cotton leafworm)
Lineage: Eukaryota; Metazoa; Arthropoda; Insecta; Lepidoptera; Noctuidae
Source: the annotation of a GenBank genome assembly
AUGGAAGACGUCAGAGUGUGUCGCAUUUGCUUAAAUAUGGACGUAGACAUGCAGGAUUUAUUAUCCUACCCUUUGGAAACAUAUUUUGCAUCAAUGAUGAUUGAUAGUAAGCCACUCUAUCCCACCUUGCCACCCUAUGCUUGCUAUCAGUGUGCUGCUCUUGUGAAAAAGUUCCAUUUCUUCAGACAAAAAUGUUUACAAAGUCAAGUCUUAUUAUGUGGAAUAAUUGAUGAUUGUGGGAAGGUAAUAGCAACUGAAAUAAAAUCAAUAGACAAGCAGAACCUCCUUGCUAUUUCAAAUGUGACACAGAUAAGCAUAGAACAGGACACCACAGACUGCUUAGACAUAGAGCAACCAGUCUUUGCCACAGAGGUCAUUAAAAAGGAGUAUUAUGACGAUGUUGAUUUAGAUGUUCCUGAUCCUUGUAGCCCAUAUAAUGGCUCCAGUGAUGAUGAAAGCAAGAAAAGUGAAAAACAGCAGGAUUUUGAGAAGGAUGAAAUUCAGGUGAAAAUAGAUGAUGAGCUGGAUGAACCCGAGCUUCCAGAAACAAUAGUAGAAGUGCCAAAACUACCUGUAAGAAAAACUCGGCUGGGUCCGUCGAAAAAAGAUGGGAGAUCAAAAAGGGUGUCUACAAAAUCAAAGAAAAUAAUAAAUAAGAUGAAGGAUGUGGAAAGUGAAGACAAUACUGAUAUGGAUGAUAUUACUAUUAUCAUAUUAACAUUAGAGGAGCAGCUAGAAGAGAUGAACAAACGCAAGCAGUCGUCCAACUACCUGAACUGCACGUACCAGUGCCAUCUCUGUUACAAGGGGUUCAACAACACACACGCCUGGAAACAUCAUCUCACUAAACAUUCGCCGAACGCAGGUGACUUAGAAUGCCCAAUAUGCAAGUACAGGUUCAAAACAAAGCGCAACUUGCAGAGGCACGCUCUCAACCACGGCAAGAAGUUCGUCUGCAAGCUAUGUCCGUAUAACUCUAGUAAUAUAACGACAGUGAAACAGCAUCAAGGAUCACACAAAGGAAUUACAUACAAAUGCAAAUAUUGUGACGAGGUUUUCACAGUACGAACGACAUAUGUUAGCCACAUGCGUAUAAAGCAUCCUUCGGAGAACAUAUGUUGUUACUGCGGAUACUCCUUCUAUAGUAAACGAGGACUUGUCGUACAUAAGAAUAUGGUACAUAAAGACUAUGAGAUAAAACCAGAAGAGAAUACAGAAGACGGUCCAUACUGCGCGGAGUGCGACGUGAAGUUUGUGUCGAGCGUAGCGUACAAACGGCACAUGGUCAUGUCGGUCAAACACACGCAGAGCACGGACUCUAUUAACGGAUGUCGUGUAUGUGGAGCCAUGUUCUCUGACCCUGAGGAGUUGAGGGUCCACCAUCGUAAAGAACAUCCCAAGAGGCAGCCUGUACAUUACCGGCUGAAGGGGGCCAAGACAAAAUGGCCGGCGCAAUGUGAACACUGUCCCGAAGAGAUACCGAAUGCCCGAGCAUACUGGAAGCACUUCCGACUGAUGCAUCCCAACGAGAACUACCCCUUGCAAAAGAAUUGUGUCUGUGAUAUAUGUGGAAAGAUGUUCACGUGCAACGCCCUCCUAGUGAUGCACAAACGCACCCACUUCGGCGAGCGUCCGUACAAAUGUUCUCAGUGCGACAAGGCUUGCUUCACUGCAUUCGACCUCAGAGUGCAUCAGCAGAAACACUCGGACACACGGCCCUUCCCUUGCAAUAUAUGCUCCAAGGCUUUUAAGAGGAAAGAGGCGCUCGAAAGACAUUUAAAGAUCCAUUCUGGCGACAAUCCAUUCAAGUGCGAGAUAUGUGGCGUAGCGUUCAGUAAGUCGUGUACUCGUACUCUACACGUCCGCACCGUGCAUACCAAGGAACCUGCACCCACGCGGAGAAGGAGGCUUAAGGAUAACAAAUAA